UCGGGCAUUUCUGCUGGUUCGCAUUCAUCACAUCUCCCCAUUCAAAUACAUUUUUGGGGGGUUCGAGACUCGCCGCAAAUGGCGCUGUGCCGCCCGUCCGUUCCUUGCGUUGCGAUGAGGCCCUCAUCCAUUUCGUCCCGCCCUUUUCUCUCCGCGUGUCCCCUUCGAUCACCCCCGCCCCGAUCACAACUUUCCGCCUCGUCGCUCCGCGGCAUGCCACUAGAGAGGCCUUCGAUGCCUUCUCUGCCGAACCUCGCUGCGAGGCUCGGAACCCCGAACCUUCUAGCGAGCCUAAUAACGAGGCAUGGCGGGUGUUCCCUUCCGGCCGUCUCGAUUCAGGCUCGGCAUCCGAACCAAACCCGUCGUUCCAAGUACCGAAGCAGCCUCAGCAGUCAACAAGCUCCUGUACAUCCCGUUUCGAUAAAAGCACAUUCACUACCAUCAUCCAUCCAGUCAGCAACAACCGACCCGUCCGCGCACCUGUCCUCCGCCCACCCUCCCCCCUCCCCUCUCCCCCCCGCGCCCCUCUCCUGCCCUUGCGCCAUCUGCUCCCGCCGCGCACUCAUCUCCGCAUCUCUCCUCCUCUCCGCCUCCGCGCUCCCCGCAAACGCAGCCGACUCCGCCUCUUCAGCCGCUUCCGCCUCCGCGCAGACGGCGGAGGCGGCGCAAGCGGCGCUGGCGGCGAUACGGGGCGGGAAAUGGCGGUGGCAGGAGGAGCUGUUCGCGUGGAUGAUGGCGACCGGGAUGAAAGAGUACGAGGAGAGCGUGGAGGGGUAUAAGACAGCCCUGUUCGAGCCUCUUAGGGCGGGAAUUGGAAGAAUAGCAGCAGCAGGAGGAGCGGGAGGAGGGGGAGGGGGAGGAGGAGAAAGUUCAGCAGAGGGGAUGGGAGUUUCUGGGAAGGAAGGGGUUUUCAGAGUGGUGGAGAUCGGUGUGGGAGCAGGCCCCAACUUCCGCUUCUACACCCCGAGUUCAGAAUCUUCUCCAAAUAUUUCAUCCUCGUUACAGACACAAUCCGCUCCAGCUUUUGAGAUAGUGGGUGUAGAUCCGAACCCCUCCAUGCAGCCUUAUGCAGAGGCGUCGGCAGCAGCAUCAGGGUUGGCGGGAAAUCAGUUCCGAUUCCUGCAAGGGGUGGGGGAAGCUCUCCCAUUGGACGACGGAUGUGCUGACGUGGCAGUGUGCUCCCUGGUGAUGUGCUCGGUUGCUGACGUCAGGCAGUGCGUCAGCGAAAUCAAAAGGAUCCUCAAGCCUGGGGGGAGCUACUACUUCCUGGAGCAUGUAGCAGCGCCGCGCGGCACCGCUCUGCACCGCUGGCAGACCAUCCUAGACCCCCUACAGCCCCUCCUAUACGACGGGUGCCACAUCACGCGCGAUCCCCUGCCAGCCAUCAAGCUGUCUGGCUUCGCUGCAGUGCAAGCCAGGGAGGUCAUGCUGCCAGGCCUGUGGCUCAUCAGCCCUCACGUGAUUGGCCGAGCCGACAAGGCGUUGUGUUUCUAACCUUUUUCUAAUGGAGGACGGUGGUUAAAGGUGCCUGAGACUGCAGUGCAAGCCAGGGAGGUCAUGCUGCCAGGCCUGUGGCUCGUCAGCCCUCAAGUGAUUGGCCGAGCGGACAAGGCAUUGUGAUAUGAGGCAAGGCGUGUGCUGCAAUAAAAGCAAGCUGCGGAGCGGGAGUUGGAGAAAACUUGGGUGGGAAAAAUAACCAGAAAGCACCAUUCGUGACAGACACGAGACACCUGCAUCCUGUUUCGUCUCCUAUCUCUACCCCUUCUUCCCCCUUCUUAUCCGUUUUAUGGUGUUUUCAACCGCCCAGCUACUACUUCCUGGAGCACGUGGCAGCACCGCAGGGCACCUCUCUGCACACCUGGCAGCGAAUACUCGACCCCCUACAGGCGGCACUGGCUGAUGGGUGCCACCUCACUCGCAGCCCGCUCACUGCCAUCAAGCUGUCGGGGUUUGGAGCAGUGCAAGCCAGGGAGGUGAUGGUGCCGGGACUGUCCCUGCUAGCACCGCAUGUCAUGGGCACGGCGGUGAAGGCUUGAAGAACAUUGCUUUAGGUAGCAUGGGCACGGCUGUCAGGGCUUGUGGGCAGAUGGAUCACAGGUGCCAUCAAGCUGUCGGGUUUUGGGGCGGUGCAAGCCAGGGAGGUGAUGGUGCCGGGGCUUUCCCUGCUAGCACCGCAUGUUGUGGGCACGGCUGUGAAGGCUUCAUCGCCUGCUGUUUUGUUUUUCACAGCGUGGUGGUGGGCCAUGGCAGUAGAGUACUUCGACCUGUGUUGAAUGCUGUAGAGGUGAACCAUGAUCUAGAGUUGGUGGAACCACGAGCAAAGUCAGCGGAAGACGUUACACCUUGUAUUGGAAAUGUCCAAAAUGACAGGGAUGAUAAUCAUGGAUAAUACCGGUACGUCUACGAAGUACUUAUUCGGAUGUACCUGUUCAUAGUG
Molecule: messenger RNA, 2437 nt
Organism: Closterium sp. NIES-67
Lineage: Eukaryota; Viridiplantae; Streptophyta; Zygnematophyceae; Desmidiales; Closteriaceae
Source: the annotation of a GenBank genome assembly